AUGCAUGCCUUGAUGUGUGCAAGGAAAGUAGACAGAGAAUAUUUGUUUGUAUAUUCAAACCAUUUACAUUCAAAACCUGUGUGCAAGAGGCAACGCAAGAAAACAGAAAUACUGCAUAGAUACCAAGAGCUGAAGCUUGUAGUGCCAUACCCAAGCAUAUUUGAGAUUGAGGAUGUGGCUUGUUUUGAUCCUAUUGCAUACAAUCGAGUAAAGGGACGCUGUGGAGUGGUUGCUGUUCCAGAAUACUGGAAGUUGGGCUUGAAGAGAAUGUUUCCACGUGAAUACAUGAAACCGAAGUAUCUGGUUCCGGCAAGCAUUGUAAGAACGGGGAUUCCCGAACUGCGAAGCCUUAUGAAGGAGCGCGAAGCUGGGAUGAGUCUACGAGAAAGAGUGAGGGAAAAGCUGUAUCCAAAGCUUGGGAAGUCCUCAGUUAAUCAGCAAUUGCUCCAUGAUGCGUUUUUCAAGGAGGAGGUGGUUGCAAGAACAACAAGAUACGGAUGUGUGUUUGAUCCCAGGACCGAUUACUUUGUACACAUGUGUAGGCCUGGAAGAAUAAGCCAAGAGUUGAUGGAUGCAUUGGGAAUGGACGAUAAAACGCCGCCACCAUGGCUCCUGGCCAUGCAGAGGUAUGGAAUGCCGCCUUCAUAUCCGGAUAUAUUGAUACCAGGACUGAAUUCACCGAUUCCAGAUGGAUGCCUGUAUGGAUACCAACCGAAUGGAUGGGGAGAGCCCUUGCAUAAAGCUGAAGAAAACGGUGUAUGCCAUGAUGCUGAAUAUGUCUAUGAUCCAAACAAUCAAUAUACAAAGCUAGAAUACGUAGAAUGUCCCGAAGAAAGAAUCAAAGUGGAUAAAACAACGCACAUACAAGCAGAUACAUGCCUGAAUACUGAAGAAAGUGGAACCACAAUUGAUACACCAGAGCAUAGAGUAGCAAAGAAUCACAUGGAUCAUGAAACGAAUGAGGAAGAUGCAAAUGCAAUCCGAGCCAAACAAUCAGACAAUGCUAAUAGUGUAUCUGAAGCCACGGAUGAAAGCGCUAUUCAAGAACAGAUCAAAACUAGAAAUGAACAACAACACACAGAUGCAAAGAAAGGCUCCAAGAAUAAGAAACUUUAUAAGAAUAUCAGAUUCUGA
Molecule: messenger RNA, 1134 nt
Organism: Ordospora pajunii
Lineage: Eukaryota; Fungi; Microsporidia; Ordosporidae
Exons: 1
Coding region: 1-1134 (377 amino acids)
Cellular component (GO): nucleus
Source: RefSeq, a predicted model, not a curated record